AUGACCUUCAAUCCGAAGAGAGUCGCUAUAGACACGGUGUUUGAUCUUGAUGAUGACUUGAAUAUGUUAUUGCCAACGAUUCAAAAGAUGGAUCUCGAUGAUCCAAAAGAUAAGGUCGUUACUAUUAAAAUGGCACAGGAAUUUGAAGGUUCCCCGAAAGAAACACUGGUAUCGUCAGAUGCGGAACUUGAGGAUUUCCCGACAAGACCACUGGGGUCCCAGGAUUCGGAACCUGGGGCUUCUUCGAAAGCAGUACUGAUACCGCCAGAUACGAGGGACUUCGAUUCUGGGACUUCUCUGAAUCUGACUCCCCGAAUAAUCUCAAGACCAUCAGGUGCAAGAAUCAUGGACAACAGACUGACCUUUACGAAAAUCGAGAACAAAUCAGAGGUGAUGAAUGCGCUUGCCAUUAAACUUGGGCUUUCUCCCGCUCUCAAGUUUUAUGAUUUCUGUUCACUUGCCGAACCGGAUUCACUCAAGAAUAUACCUCGUCCAGUCUAUGCUCUUCUAUUUUCCAUACCCUUCACAUCUACUUGGGAUUCAAUCACACGUGCAAAAGAAAUGGCAAAAGCACCUUAUAAAGGGAGCGGGCCUGAACAACCUGUGAUUUGGUUCAAACAAGCCAUUGCUGAUGCUGAUGGCUCUAUGGGUCUCUUACAUUGCCUUUUAAAUGGACCGGCCCAUAGAUAUGUUCUCCCCGAUACCAUAUUAUCUAGACUCUAUGAGCAAUCAAUUCCUUUGUGGCCUGACGACCGAGCAAUAAUGUUAUAUAAUGACCAAAAGUUCGAAUAUGCUCACCAGACUAUUGCUGCUUUGGGCGAUAAAGCAUCAACAGAAAAAUUUGAUAAGUCGAGCCGGCAUUUUGUGGCUUUUGUGAGGGGGGAAGAUGGGUCGUUGUGGGAAAUGGAUGGAAUUAGAGGGGGACCUAUUCGGAGGAAGCCAAGGCUGGAAGAGCAUGAAGAUCUUCUGACCGAUGAUAUAUUUAGACUUUGUAUGGGAGGAUUUGUUGAUACUGAUAGUGACGAGGAUACUAUGUGUAGUUGCAUUGCCCUUGCUAAAGAUCCAACUGAGGCUGUAACUUUGCCUUUGAAUUCUCUUAGUCGUGGUCAUUUAAGGAAUGAAAGAAGCGAAGGUGUACAACCACGUACUUUUUAUGAUCCAGCUUGGUAUGGACCUGAUCAUUGGACACCAUAA
Molecule: messenger RNA, 1194 nt
Organism: Botrytis porri
Lineage: Eukaryota; Fungi; Ascomycota; Leotiomycetes; Helotiales; Sclerotiniaceae
Exons: 2
Coding region: 1-1194 (397 amino acids)
Biological process (GO): ubiquitin-dependent protein catabolic process; protein deubiquitination
Cellular component (GO): cytoplasm
Molecular function (GO): cysteine-type deubiquitinase activity
Source: RefSeq, a predicted model, not a curated record